Lampris incognitus (smalleye Pacific opah) is the source of this 1680-nucleotide messenger RNA. It is a transcript of the gene roraa, whose product is annotated as RAR-related orphan receptor A, paralog a. Bases 1 to 1560 code for a protein of 519 amino acids. Gene Ontology annotation, biological process: regulation of transcription by RNA polymerase II. Gene Ontology annotation, molecular function: nuclear receptor activity; zinc ion binding; RNA polymerase II cis-regulatory region sequence-specific DNA binding. Gene Ontology annotation, cellular component: nucleus. Lineage: Eukaryota; Metazoa; Chordata; Actinopteri; Lampriformes; Lampridae. The transcript has 11 exons. The record is from RefSeq and is a predicted model, not a curated record.
AUGGAGUCCCCCCCAGAUCCAGCGAGCGACCCGGGAAACAGCGCCUCGGAGCCGGCUACCCCGGCCAGGGAAACCCCGGUAAACCUGGAGACGCUCCGAAAAGCGGACCAUCCGGCGCCCGUUCGGAGGCAGACCUGCUCGAGCACCAACAGAGGUAUCUCAGUAACAAAGAAGACACAUACCUCUCAAAUCGAAAUAAUCCCCUGCAAGAUCUGUGGCGACAAAUCAUCGGGCAUCCAUUAUGGCGUGAUAACAUGUGAAGGCUGUAAGGGCUUCUUCAGGAGGAGUCAGCAAAGCAAUGCGGCCUACUCCUGCCCCCGUCAGAAGAACUGCCUGAUCGACCGUACCAGCCGCAACCGCUGCCAGCACUGCCGGCUACAGAAGUGUCUGGCAGUGGGUAUGUCACGAGAUGCGGUGAAGUUUGGUCGCAUGUCUAAAAAGCAGCGAGACAGCCUUUAUGCCGAGGUCCAGAAACAUCGUCUGCAGCAACAGCAGCGUGAUCACCAACAGCAGCCUGGUGAGGCUGAGCCACUCACGCCCACCUACGGCCUCUCAGCCAAUGGCCUCACAGAGCUCCACGACGACCUCAGCGGCUACAUGGACGGCCACACCCCCGAUGGCAGCAAGCCGGACUCGGCCAUCAGUAGCUUCUACCUUGACAUCCAGCCGUCCCCUGACCAGUCAGGCCUGGACAUCAAUGGCAUCAAGCCUGAGCCCAUCUGCGACUUUGCCCCCGGCUCUGGCUUUUUCCCUUACUGCUCCUUCACCAACGGAGAAACCUCCCCCACCGUGUCCAUGGCUGAAUUAGAGCACCUGGCCCAGAACAUCUCCAAGUCCCACAUGGAAACGUGUCAGUACCUUCGGGAGGAGCUGCAGCAGAUGACCUGGCAGGCCUUCCUGCAGGAGGAGAUGGAGAGCUACCAGAACAAGCCCCAGGAAGUCAUGUGGCAGCUGUGUGCUAUCAAAAUAACAGAGGCCAUUCAGUAUGUGGUGGAGUUCGCCAAGCGCAUCGACGGCUUCAUGGAGCUGUGUCAGAACGAUCAGAUAGUGCUGCUGAAAGCAGGGUCUUUGGAAGUUGUGUUUGUCAGAAUGUGCCGUGCCUUUGACUCACAAAACAACACAGUCUAUUUUGAUGGAAAGUAUGCCGGACCAGAUGUGUUCAAGUCAUUAGGCUGUGACGAUUUGAUCAGCUCCGUCUUCGAGUUUGGGAAAAACUUGUGUUCUAUGCACCUGUCUGAGGAUGAGAUCGCCCUGUUCUCUGCCUUUGUGUUGAUGUCUGCUGACCGCUCCUGGCUCCAGGAGAAGGUGAAGGUGGAGAAAUUGCAGCAGAAGAUCCAGCUGGCCCUACAGCACGUCCUUCAGAAGAACCACAGAGAGGAUGGUAUACUCACAAAGUUGAUAUGCAAAGUGUCGACACUGCGAGCGCUGUGCAGUAGGCAUACAGAGAAGCUCACAGCUUUCAAAGCAAUAUACCCAGACAUUGUGCGUGCCCACUUCCCCCCCUUAUACAAGGAGCUGUUCGGAUCGGACUUUGAGCAGUCCCUGGCCGUCGACGGGUAGCAGCGCUGCCCGGGUACCAGUGUGACCGCCGUCAAGGGGGGAUGUGGAGGAGGAAACUGAGACACUUUAACGGUGCCCCUGCACAAACCAGAAACGGGACGGAUGGCGCGCUGUCUUGAC